Molecule: messenger RNA, 1520 nt
Organism: Zingiber officinale
Lineage: Eukaryota; Viridiplantae; Streptophyta; Magnoliopsida; Zingiberales; Zingiberaceae
Product: probable N-succinyldiaminopimelate aminotransferase DapC
Exons: 9
Coding region: 167-1342 (391 amino acids)
Biological process (GO): biosynthetic process
Cellular component (GO): cytoplasm
Molecular function (GO): pyridoxal phosphate binding; L-kynurenine:2-oxoglutarate transaminase activity
Source: RefSeq, a predicted model, not a curated record
UUCAUUUACAUACAUACGUUUUUUUGUUGACAUUGUUUAGCCAUACCGAGUGGGCCAGGCCAGGCGGCGAACGCCCAGGCCCGUUUGUUAAAUGAGAUAAACGGUAAGCUUCAUCGGGACCUCAUCCACGAAUCCGUGCGGGAGGAAGGCACCUGCCAUCGACAAAAUGGAGGCAAAGCUCUCCAAGGCAUCGCGAGCCCUCAACGCCUCGCCCAUCCAAGAGAUCUCCCACCUCGCCCAGCGAUGUGGCGCCAUCAACCUUGCCGAGGGCUUCCCCGACUUCCCCGCCCCUCCCCACGUCAAGCACGCCGCCGUCGCAGCCAUCGCCGCUGAUCUCAACCAGUACAGACAUGUGCAGGGCAUAUGUGACUUAUUGGCAGUAAAGAUGAAACAAAAUCACGUUCUUGAUUUCGAUCCGCUUACAGAUUUUGUGAUAUGUUGUGGUCAAUCUGAAGCCUUCGCUGCAACUAUACUGGCAACAAUUGACCAGGGUGAUGAGGUUCUAAUAUUUGACCCGGCCUAUGAGACCUACGAGUCAUGCAUCAUUUUAGCUGGAGGUAUCCCUGUGUAUGUGCCGCUGGAUCCACCUUACUGGACACUAAAUGUAGACAAGUUUAUGAGAUCGUUUACUGGGCGAACAAAAGCUGUGGUUCUGAACAGUUACAGUCCGCACAACCCUACUGGAAAGGUUUUCUCUAAGGAAGAGCUUGAGGUAAUUGCUGCAGCAUGCUGCCAGAUGGACUGCCUUGCUAUAACUGAUGAAGUGUAUGAAUAUAUAACUUUUGAUACACACAAGCAUUUAUCCAUUGCAUCACUUCCAAUGAUGAAAGAAAGGACAAUUAUCACAUCAUCCUUGUCCAAAACUUUUAGUGUGACAGGUUGGAGGAUUGGCUGGGCUUGUGCACCAACUGCCAUUGCAUCUGCAAUUAGAAAUAUUCAUAUCAAAGUCACAGAUUCAGCUCCGGCACCUUUCCAAGAAGCUGCCUUGGCUGCCUUGCAAAGUCCUCCAGAAUAUUUUAGUUCUCUGAAAGCAGAUUAUGUAGCAAAGAGAAAUUUUCUCAUUAAAAUGUUAUCUGAAGUUGGUUUUCAAGUCCAUAACAAACCACAAGGAUCAGUGUUUAUAUUUGCAGAGCUACCAAAGACCUGUCUACUUUCCGAUAUAGAUUUUGUCAAGGAAUUGAUCGAGAAAGCAGGAGUGGCUGCUGUGCCUGGACGUGGAUUUUUUCAUGGAGAUUGCAAUGAUCAGACUCAACAAAGCAGAUACGUGAGGUUUGCUUUCUGCAAGAGUAACGAUACUUUGAGUGCUGCUGAUCAAAAGAUGCGAAGUUGUGUUGGUAAAUAACUCAUUCAAAAAAAGGUAGAUCAUGUUUCAUGUUGUAGUUGCCAAUGAGGAUAUGAACCGAAACAUAACAAUCUAGGGUGUCUGGUGCUUUGAGAAAUUGGUUUGAAUGGUGAUGCAAAUUCCAAGGCACUGGCGUAAAGAGAUUAAUUGCAACCCAUGAUCAUGCCGUCUUGUUGGA